Molecule: messenger RNA, 629 nt
Organism: Macrobrachium nipponense
Lineage: Eukaryota; Metazoa; Arthropoda; Malacostraca; Decapoda; Palaemonidae
Gene: RpII18
Product: DNA-directed RNA polymerases I, II, and III subunit RPABC2-like
Exons: 4
Coding region: 129-521 (130 amino acids)
Biological process (GO): transcription by RNA polymerase II; transcription by RNA polymerase I; tRNA transcription by RNA polymerase III
Cellular component (GO): RNA polymerase II, core complex; RNA polymerase III complex; RNA polymerase I complex
Molecular function (GO): DNA binding
Source: RefSeq, a predicted model, not a curated record
AAAGGCAUAUCCCACCUACUACUACUACUACUACUCAACGCGUCGCAUGUUAGUCCCCUUACGUAUAGCUAUUGCUUGAAGCUAAGUCUUUCAUUCAAAUAAAGGAUAAAAAAACAGAAGAUUUCGAAAUGGCUGACGAAGAGUUCGAUGGAGAUGAUGUUGGUGAUGAAUUUGAGGAAGUCGAAGAAGAUGAGAACUUAGAUGACCUUCAAGAAGGAGAGGAUGAGGAAAAUCAAAUGGAAAUAGUGCCUGCUGGUGAAGGUCAUCAAAUUCCUCAAACAAAACGGAUAACAACACCAUACAUGACCAAAUAUGAAAGAGCAAGGGUCUUAGGUACAAGAGCAUUGCAGAUAGCAAUGUGUGCACCAGUAAUGGUUGAAAUUGAUGGAGAGAGUGAUCCACUUCAAAUUGCUGCCAAGGAAUUGAGAGAACGGAAAAUUCCCAUCAUUAUUAGACGGUAUCUUCCUGAUGGCUCAUAUGAAGAUUGGGGUAUUGAUGAACUCAUUAUAAGUGAUUUCUAAAGAAUGUUAGCUUAAGACUGUUCAAGUAAUCAUUCAUGCUCUGUGUGUGAAAGGGAUUAUAUCAUUUGACUAUCAUGUUAUGAAUAAAAUCAUACUUUUAAAUUUCAA